Molecule: messenger RNA, 1865 nt
Organism: Chironomus riparius
Lineage: Eukaryota; Metazoa; Arthropoda; Insecta; Diptera; Chironomidae
Source: the annotation of a GenBank genome assembly
AUUUUUUGCAGUUGAGAAUUUUCAGUCGUGCGGUAAAGUCGAAACUUUUUUUUGUGUGGAAGGAACGACAUUAUCAUUUUGUUGUGUCAAGAUGUCGUCAUAAAAGUGGAAAAAAUUUGAAUAAACAUAUCACACAGUAGCUAUAAAAAGAGACACAAAUAAGUGGCAAAUUGAGAAUAAUUGAGUGUUUCAUAAACAAACUCAUGAUAGAUUGCAGUGCAGUAGUGAAAGUAACAAAUAAAUUAGCAAUCAUCAUAGGUCAAAUGUGCAUGUUUGUACAGUUGAUGUCAAUCUUAAUCAAAUUGCAGAAAUAAAAAGAGGAAAGUUUAGCUUAAUUGAAUUUUACAUUCAUCAAUUCCUGCACACUUGCGGAAGAAUAUAAUGAAUAAAUUAAAGGCAAUUACACGCUCGGUGAGCUUCAACCAACGAUCGGAUGGUAUGCAUUCCAUUAAACAUAACCGACAUGAGAAAGAUAAAGUUGAGCCAGUUGUUGGAUUUAAAGUUACGCUUCAUGAGUCGGCAAGCGACAAUACAUGUGUUCCCGAAUUGGAGGUGAAUCUAAUUGGUGCACGACAUUUACCUUCAAAUUUUGGAUUAAAAACAGUUGAAGGCUACAUGAUUAAAGUAAAACUCUUCCCCGGUACUUCAAAGUUUGAUUCAUCAAUUCAGACAUCAUCAUGGCCAAAGUUUAAUGAAAGUUUUCGAUUUCCAAUGGCAUCGUCCUUGAAAUCAUCAAUGAAGAAUAAGUACCGGGACUUCCAAGAUAUAAAUGGAAAUGAGACACUGCCGCAGAAACUAUUCAAGGGAACUUUUGUAGUUUUUACUGUAAUUGCACUUUUGGAACUUCCCGAUGGAACUUAUACAGGUAUCAAAGGAACCUACAAGUCACUGAAACGACAAGGAAGUAUAAUGUUGCGUGACCGCGUAAACAUCCUCAACACAUCACUUAAUCUCACAUCGGCGAAAAAUUCAUCAGAAACUAAGAACGCUUCAAAAUUAACUACGAGCGAAACUCAAAGAAAUAUUGGAUCUGUGACUUUCUUUUUGGAUCCAAAAGUAUUCGAGGAGAAUGCAAAAAGUCGGUCGUUCUUUACAAAUGAGAUGUGGCUGCCCAUAAAAGACAUAACUGUCCCAUCGAAUGCUAAAUUAUCGGUCUCAUCAAGUCCAAAAGGACAGGUGGAAAUAAUUCUUGAACUAUGUGAUAGCACUAUUGAUGUCGGAAGUAAGGCUGAUGUUAAUGAAGUGUCAAAAUAUGAUAAAAAUCUAAACCCAUUCGAAUGCGGUGACAACACGUCAUCCACCACAAAACACAGAUUCAGUCUUAGUGAUGUAAAGAAAUUCCCAAAUGUCAAGAAGCUUAUGAAGCCAAAGCGUGAAAAGAGCAACAAUAGUCUUUGCCUUAAAAUAACAACAUCAAAAAUGCGAUGUUCCAUAAAAGUUAAGGAAGAAUUUGAGAAUGACGCAGCACAAAUUUAUCUCAAGACGACAGUAUUCGAGCAUGAAAUUCUUUCUGAGACGUGGAAAAGUGAAUUAUUCUUACCAACAUUGUCUGCACGAUGGAACCAAGUUGAGUCUACAAUUAUCAUUCCAUUGAAUAAUGAAGACAGUUUGGAGCAUGUCUCAAUAAAGACGACAGUAGCAACAAAGACAAAACUAGGAAAGAAGAUAGUUCUCGGAACUGUAUACAUACGACCUGAUCUAGCUGAUCUCGAGCAAUGGGCAACAAUGUUGUCGUCGCGAAACACUCCAAUUCCUAUGUGGUAUAGCUUUGAAUAAAUGAAAUUUAAAUUUUUAAAAAAUAAAAGAAGAGAAAAUGUGCAUAAAAAGAAUGUCAUCGAUGUCUCGCUAAUUUUAGCAUGUAAAUG